Messenger RNA from Pyrus x bretschneideri (Chinese white pear), 1008 nucleotides. Its product is annotated as vacuolar protein sorting-associated protein 2 homolog 1. The transcript is spliced from 5 exons. NCBI's taxonomy places the organism in Eukaryota, Viridiplantae, Streptophyta, Magnoliopsida, Rosales, Rosaceae. The record is from RefSeq and is a predicted model, not a curated record. Gene Ontology annotation, biological process: endosome transport via multivesicular body sorting pathway; protein transport; late endosome to vacuole transport. Gene Ontology annotation, cellular component: ESCRT III complex; multivesicular body. The coding region runs from base 191 to 868 and encodes 225 amino acids.
UCCUUAACCACUACACCAAAGCACCGCGUGAAGGGAAAACUCGACGAAUCGGAAGCUUUCAAAAGCCGACGAAUUCAAUCCUUUUUUUGGAAAAAUCUAAUCGAAAGCGCAGCGCGCAGAGACGAUUCGAUCCGAUCCAGGCCAAACCUGAGAAGUUUCAGAUCGAUUUUCGACCGUUCGAUCCGGCGCCAUGAGUUUCCUCUUCGGCAAGCGGAAGACGCCCGCAGAACUUUUGCGGGAAAACAAGAGGAUGCUGGACAAAUCUAUUCGAGAGAUAGAGAGGGAGAGAGGAGCUCUCCAAGCACAAGAGAAGAAACUAAUUCUAGAGAUUAAGAAAAGUGCCAAGCAAGGGCAGAUGGGAGCUGUUAAAGUUAUGGCGAAAGACCUUGUUCGAACACGACAUCAGAUUGAAAAGUUCUACAAGCUCAAAUCUCAACUCCAGGGUGUAUCUCUUAGAAUUCAGACGUUGAAAUCCACACAAGCUAUGGGAGAGGCAAUGAAAGGAGUGACGAAGGCAAUGGGCCAGAUGAACAGGCAGAUGAACUUGCCAUCACUGCAGAAAAUUAUGCAAGAAUUUGAGAGGCAGAAUGAGAAGAUGGAAUUGACAACUGAGGUGAUGGGUGAUGCUAUUGAUGAUGCGCUGGAAGGAGAUGAGGAAGAGGAGGAAACCGACGAACUAGUGAGCCAGGUUCUUGAUGAGAUUGGAAUUAACGUCAACCAAGAGCUUGUUAAUGCACCAUCGGCUGCUGUUGCUGCACCAGCUGCGAAGAACAAAGUUCCGCAAGUGGAAACAGCAGCAGCUGGAGCUGAUGACGGUGGGAUAGAUAGUGAUUUACAGGCGAGGCUAGACAACUUAAGAAGGAUGUAGAUUUCAAUUUCUUGUAUAUUAUUGGCAGUGUGAGAGGUGAGAGGUCUUUUGUGCAUUGUAAUAUAUGUGAAAAUUUAUGCCGGAAUUUAUCGAAUCAAGAUUUGACACGCGGAUAUUUUAAUAAAAUUACAUUCGGUAAA